AUGCUCAACGGCGCCUGCCAGAUCACCUGGAUGUGGGUGUGGCUGCGAAAUCAGGCGUUUUUCGCGAAAAACGAAAAAUUUGCGGCGACGCUGCAGGGGUUGCUCACCUGCGAGGUUCGCGACGACGACGGGGCUCGAUGGGAGGAGGAGACGGAGGCCGCACUCACCCGGCUGCUCGGCAUCCCCCUCAUGCAAACCCUCCAACCCGCGUUGAAGGCGGGGCUUCAUAACGGCCAUUUGAAGAAAUGCCUUUCCGCGGUUUUCGAUGGGAUCGAGAAAGGGACGUUGGAGCGAAAGGAUGAGCGGAAGACGGACGGGGGUGCAACGGAGUCAGGGGCACCGUGA
This is a messenger RNA of Phytomonas sp. EM1, 345 nucleotides long. The record is from the annotation of a GenBank genome assembly. NCBI's taxonomy places the organism in Eukaryota, Euglenozoa, Kinetoplastea, Trypanosomatida, Trypanosomatidae.